UUUAACCAUGCGUAGGACAAGUGGUGAUGAAGGUAGCAGCGGCAGCAGAAGCGAAACAGCAAAACAGCAAGAGGAUAAGACCCAAACAUUGAAUGUUCCUAGCAAAUUGAGUGCUAGUUCUGUUGGACCAGGCUGGACUAAAGCAAGUUGCCCCUGCUGUACAUCCAAGAAGGUGGAGCCACUGGUUUUGGUGAAGCUUGGAGAGAAUGUUCGCCCUGAGACAAAAAGGUGGCUCAUCAGACUGAUAGGAGCUCCUCAGAAAGAUGGGGGUGCUGCAUUGCUAGCCCACCCAGGUGAGGAUGCCAGUGGCGACAUCAUUAUGGUUUCUGCCCCAUGCUGUACAUUGCUUAAAGCCACUGAGGAGUUAGGACUUUGUAGGAUUUACCAGGAUGAUAACAUGGAAGCCUUCUCCUACAAGAACAGACACAACUUCAAAAAUUCAGACGACAUGGAGAUUUUCCUGACCCUUGCAGAGCGACAGUACAUAGUGAAAUAUGAGCUGGAUGGGCUCUGGGCACAGAGAGACCUGAGAAUACCCGGCCUGCCUGACAGCUACACACUACAACACAGAGAUAACAUAUGGAGGAAACUUGGGUCAGCAGGUGUUAUUGAGGACAUGUUUCCCCUCCACAACCAAGACAAACUGAGGGAUCUCAGUGAAGCCUGGUACUCAGGGAAUCAGCUGUCUCAGCCACUGGAUUCAAUAAAUGAGUAUUUUGGAAGCUCAGUGGCUUUGUACUUCAGUUUUCUUGAUUGCUACACCUGGUCUCUGCUUCCACCAGCAAUGCUUGGCCUGUUGAUAACAUACUUUUCAGGGGACGUUCAGAAUGACAUGUUGGAGUCAAUCUCGAGUUCAGGGGUAAAACUUCGUGGAGAUUACUUGGGACCAGCGGGCUACAGUCACGUGAUCCAGGCUGUGUUCAGCAUGCUCUGGUCUACAGUGGUUAUGGAGUUGUGGAAGCGACGGAGCUCUUCCUCUUCCUACCGCUGGGGGACCAGUCAACUAGCAGAACACUUUGCAGAGCCCAGGCCUGGUUACCAUGGCGUACUUGGGGUCAACCCUGUGACAAGUCGUGUGGAACCACUCUUUCCUGAAUGGCGGAGGGACUUACGUAUCGCACUAGUGUCAAUCCCAGUGGUGGGGCUGUUUCUAGUGCUGGUGGUACUGGGUAUGCUUUGUUUCUACUGGGGGGAGGCCAAGAUGCAAAAGUUACAUAAAGAUUGGGACUCCCUGCUGUCUCAAACUUUUCUCUACAUGCCCUCAGUGGUUCACAUCGUCUUUACAAAUGUUCUCGCAACCAUUUACAAGAAGGUGGCACUGUCUCUGACUGAAUAUGAGAACCACAGAGAGGAAUCUGCCUUUGAGAAUCAUCUGACAGCCAAAGUCUUGGUGUUCACCUUCUUCAACUACUUUGCAGUACUCUUCCACAUUGCAUUCUUCAAGCAGGAUAUACCAAUGCUCUGUAAGCGUCUAGGAUCUUUGCUGAUAGUGAGCCAGCUGGUGAACCAGGUGACAGAGGUGGUCAUACCUUUACUGGUGGAUAAGUUCAUCAGUGUCACUCACAGGACAGACAGUGAAGACGAACCACAGGAAGAUAAAUUUAGGAAGCAAGGCACCAUGCCUGUUUUUUCCUGUGAGUAUACAGGCCUGUUUGCAGAGUACAUCGAGCUCCUGGUGCAGUUUGGGUAUUUGAGUUUUUUCUCCUGCGUGUAUCCUCUGACAGCAGUGCUAUUGCUCAUCAACAACUUGACAGAGAUCCGAGCUGAUGCCUACAAAAUCUGCAAACUCUUUCGAAAACCCUUCUCCCAACCUGUGACUAACUUGGGCGUGUGGCAGACUGCUUUUGAGGUCCUGAGUUUUGUCUCUGUCAUGUCAAACUGCUGGCUACUGCUGCUGUCACCACAGUUACAAAAGCUGUUUCUGGAGGGUGGAAUUAGCAGCACAAAAACUAUACUGUUAGCUGUCUUGGUUGAGCAUGUGCUGAUCUUGGUUAAGUUGGUUUUGGCAGUUCUGAUCCCUGAUGAACCAGACUGGAUCAAAAAAAAGAGAGAGCACACUGAGUACACAUCCAUGCAGGCCUUGAGACAGCAGGUUAAGUAUUCUCUCCCCAUGCAUCACAUUAUUAAGCUCUUGAUGUUCUUCUUUAUCUGUUGGACAAUUUUGUUUUCCUUUUCCAGAAGCUGAUUGCUGAGGAGUCCUGAUGAGUUUCAAAGGAGUGGUGGUGCUGAUACAUGUAGUGCUGUGUUGAGCUACUACAAACAGAAGAUACAGUUUCAUGUGGACCAAGGAAAGUCUUGGGUCUCCAGCAGAGCCCACAAUGCAAACCAAUAUGCUACUAAAGUUUCCUGUAUGCUUUUGUGUCUCUGUUUUCCCUAACAAUUUGCUUCUGCAAGGUACAGCAUUAUGUAUUCGUAGCAUUAGACAUCAACUAGGAGGGAUGGUUUGUGUUUCAAAGUGCCCUUAACACAAUUUAUGUUGUGAUUAAAGAAAUGUAUACAGGGUAUUCACAAACAGUGAGGUGAAAAUGAAAAACACAUGUAAGACUACUAUCCAGUGAAUAACAGGGACAAGGAACAGCAAGGAUGCAGUGGCUGUCCACUUAUAGGAAAUUCAGUCCAAAUGUACGAGACUCCAUUCACACUGUAAACCUUAAUAAUCAAUUCUGAUUUACUGCAGAGUUCUGUAUAAUAAUUAUUUUUCGGCUGUUCGCAGUACUGUUUAAAUGUGACAUAUAUCUGAUUCCCAUUUGAACUGUUCAUGAUUCUGAACUGACCCGCAUGCACAAAAGAACAAUAACAUCAAAGAUUUCACACCCAUUACAAAGCCAGCUUCUUUUAACCUGGCUUGAAGGCUUUUCACUUUGAAUUGACACUGCAGCCACACUCUUCUGUGGCCACGUUCAGCCAUUUCUUUCAGUCAGUCAGUAAAAAUAUGACCCCUCAAGUUUUAUUUGUACAAAUUGUAUCCCAAAUUCCUAAAAGAUCUAACACAAAUUAGUUUCCCUCCUGUGACUUCUUCUAUGCCAACUAUCUUCCAUGUUUGUUCCAUUGAGUGUGAGUGACUUCUCAUCCCCCGUCGUGCCAGUGCAGAACUGUUGUGUCAUUCGUGAGUGACAUCAAAGUUGCAUGCAUUGGAACCUGGCUGCCCAAAUCUGAUUUGGAAAGAUCCGAUUCAAUGUGACUUGCACUGUUGAAAGUAAGUUCAUAGCAAAAACACGUGAUAUUAAAAUGGACAAAAACAACUACAAUCAAACUUGCAGUUUGUGUUUUUAGCCAUUGUAGGGUACCAGCUGAGUGAAGCAAUCUGUAUUUACAUUGCCCAGUAAGGGACAGAAAACCUGAUAGAUGUAGAUUACUUGAACAUCCUCUCUGGGGAUCAAUUAAUAUUAAUGUAUCUUAAAAACUACUAAUUUUGGGUAUUUAACACAUAGAUGUGUUGGUUAAACUUUACAAUAAGGGUACAUUAAUUAACUAUUAAUGCAUUAGUUAAUGCAUUAUUAAGCAUUAACUAAUGGUUACUAACAGUUAACUAAUGUGUCUAGUAAUCAAUUACUAAGGAUGUUCAUGUUAACUAAGGUAUUAAUAAAUGCAUUAUUUAAGUGUUUUUAAGAAUGCUAUUAACAUUAGUUAAUGCAGUAAUAAGGCUUAAUUAACAGUAAAUUCAUACAAUAAUAAACAUUAAGAAACAUUAAGAAA
Molecule: messenger RNA, 3696 nt
Organism: Labrus bergylta (ballan wrasse)
Lineage: Eukaryota; Metazoa; Chordata; Actinopteri; Labriformes; Labridae
Source: RefSeq, a predicted model, not a curated record